AUGAACGAUAAUAAUAAUGAUAAUAAUGAUAAAUUAUUUUUUAAAUUAUGGAGAAAUUAUGUAAUUAAAAAAGAAAUAUUAUUACAUGUUAAAUUAUAUAAUAUACAUUAUCAUAAAAGAGUAUUUGAAAAGGUUAAACAAGUAAAUCAAUAUAAAUUUAAAGAUUAUUUAAGAUCAGUUGAAAUUAGUAAUUCAAUAAGAUAUGAAGAAUUUAUAUUAUUAAAAAAUGAAUUACCAAAUUCAAUUAAAGAAAUUCAUUUUCCAUAUGGUUUUAAUUUUGAUUUAUAUGAAAAUAAUAAUAAUAAUAUUAAUAAUAAUAAUAAUAAUAAUAAUGAAUUUUUAUUAUCAAAUAAUAUUGAAUCAAUUCAUAUUAAUAGAGAUUAUGAAGAAUUUAUUAAAAAAUUACCAAAUCAUAUUAAAAAAUUAACAUGUUCAAAAUUUCAAAAACAUACGAUAAUUGGUGAUUUACUUGAUUCAUUUGGAAUGUAUCCAUUGGUUUUUAUAUUGGAUCAAUCGAAUCGAACAACAUUUAAUUUUGAAAAGAAUGAAUUUGAUCAAUAUAUAAAGUAUCCAAUUAAAAGAAUAAAAUUAACAGAUAAAGAUUUCAUUAAUAUUAAAAGUGGUAUAAUAAAGAGUAAUGAUAAUGAUAAAAAUGGUUUAUAUAGUAUUGAAUUUGGUUUAAAUUUCAAUCAAAAAUUAAAAGAUAUUUUAAUACCCCAUGGUGUAAAGAAAAUUAAAAUUUCAAGUACUAAUAAAAAUAAAUUUAUAUUGGAAAAAGAUUGUUUACCAAAUUCAAUAACAAAUUUAACAAUUAAAAAUUUAAAUCAAAAAUUAAUUAAUGAUGGUGAUGAUGGUGAUGAUGGUAGUGGUAGUGAUAAUGGUAGUGGUAAUGGUAUUGGAAUUAUACCAAAUUCAAUUAAAACUUUAAAAAUUAAAAAUUGUAGUGGUGCUGCGAAAUUAAAUUUAAUAAAAAAUACUUCAAUUAAUACUUUAAAAAUUGAUUUUGAUUGGUUCAUUUUAAAUUAUAAAAAUGAAAAUAAUUUUUUAUUUUUAAAUACUUUACCAAAAUCUUUAAAUAAAUUAAAAUUCAUUUAUAAUAAUACAAAUAAUUAUACAUUCUCUCAAUUAUUUUAUCCAAAUUUUAAAUCAAUUCCAAAUAUUCCAAUUUUAAAUGAAUUAUCAAUUCAUAAUUUAAAUAGAGAUUAUUCAAAACCAUUAGAAUUUAAUGAUAAUAUAACAACUUUAUUCAUUAGUUAUUCAAUUAAAAAAUACAAUCCAAAUGAAAAUAUUAAUUUGACUACCACCACCACCACCAACAACAACAACAACAACAACAACAACAACAACAACAACAACAACAACAACAACAACAACACUACUUAUAAUGAAUUUUAUUUUUCAAAAUUACCUUUAACUUUAUCAAAUUUAAAUUUUAUUGGAAAACAUGAAGAUUUUAAAUUAAGUUCAAUUUAUAAUAUUAAUAGUAUAACUUCACUUUCAUUACCAUUUAAUUUUAAUAAUAAUAAUAAUAAUAAUAAUAAUAUUGAUGUUGAAAAUGAUUUUUUAAAAUUAAAUUCAAUUAGACAUUUAACAAUUAAUGGUGAUAAAGAUUGUAAAAUUAAUCUAUCUUUAUUACCACCAAAUUUAGAAUCUUUAACUUUUAUUGGAUCUUCAAUUUUUCCAAUUGGUUUAACUGAAAAUUCAAUACCUUCAACUUUAAAAGAAAUUAUAUGUUUUAAUUCAAAUCAAACUAUUAUAAAUCAUUUAAUAUCUUUAAAUUUAAUUUUAUUUUUAAAAAUAAAAAAUAAAUAA
This is a messenger RNA of Dictyostelium discoideum AX4, 1812 nucleotides long. RefSeq lists its product as hypothetical. The transcript has a single exon. The record is from RefSeq and is a predicted model, not a curated record. The coding region runs from base 1 to 1812 and encodes 603 amino acids. NCBI's taxonomy places the organism in Eukaryota, Evosea, Eumycetozoa, Dictyosteliales, Dictyosteliaceae.